UACACACAAGCACGUGUUGAAAUCCUAGAGUGCUGAGUGGCUCUUGGAAGAAGAAAUAGGGAGUGGUUUUGUGUGUAAUGGUGUCUGGUGUGUGUGUGUGUUUGAAGAUGGGGUGUCCAAAUGGUGGGGGAUAUAAUUAGGUCUGGUCGGCUCAUUACUGCUGACAGUGCUGGGGUGGCCAAAAAAAGCCUGCUGGGUCUGAGGAGUGCAGGGAGGAGAGGGGGUUUGGCGUGAAAACAGCAGAAAUGGCCAGCAAAGUGGUGGACCUGUUAUAUUGGCGGGAUGUGGGAAAAACGGGACUGGUGUUCACAGGGCUUGUGGUGGGCUUGGCCUGCCUGUUUCAGGUGAGUGCCAUCUCUCUGCUGUCCAACCUGGGCCUGGGCAUCAUGGCCUUCACCCUCCCUGUACGUCUCCUCUUCAAAACAAUGGACCUGGUCCGUCUUAACGAUGGAACUCAUCCCUUCCAGUCCUAUUUGGACGAGGACAGCACUUUGACAGACGAGACCACGGUUCGUGUCGUGGAGAAGAUUGUGCUCCUGAUUGCUACUUUAAUCACAGAGCUGAAGAGACUCUUCUUCAUCGACAGGAUUAUAGACUCGCUGAAGUUUAUUGUGCUGCUGUACCUGUUGACCUACGUUGGGGUAAAAGCCAAUGGUCUUACACUUGUUAUUGCUGGUGUGAUUUGUGCUUUCUCUCUGCCUCUGGCAUACAGACUUCAGCAGGAACGGAUUGACAGGAUUAUCAGUGCAGUCCAGUCAUUGGUGACAAAAACAAAGGAGAUAGUGGAGCUUGUGAUGUCAUUAGUCAAAACUCCUCCUCCGGCUUCAGCUCCUGUGCCUGCUCCUACACCCAAACCCAAACUCAAGACCAAAUAA
Ictalurus furcatus (blue catfish) is the source of this 875-nucleotide messenger RNA. RefSeq names its product reticulon 2b (gene rtn2b). The coding region runs from base 246 to 875 and encodes 209 amino acids. NCBI's taxonomy places the organism in Eukaryota, Metazoa, Chordata, Actinopteri, Siluriformes, Ictaluridae. The transcript has 7 exons. The record is from RefSeq and is a predicted model, not a curated record.